Molecule: messenger RNA, 1417 nt
Organism: Vicia villosa (hairy vetch)
Lineage: Eukaryota; Viridiplantae; Streptophyta; Magnoliopsida; Fabales; Fabaceae
Exons: 7
Coding region: 137-988 (283 amino acids)
Biological process (GO): CAAX-box protein processing
Cellular component (GO): membrane
Molecular function (GO): metalloendopeptidase activity
Source: RefSeq, a predicted model, not a curated record
UAAAACGAUUUGUUGACUAUAGAAAGAAGAAAAAGCGGUUUGAGAGAAGAAAGGGUGUGUCUGAAAUCACAAAAUCGGAAGUUAGAGGAAGCAACACGCACAAACUAAAAUACAGUCUCAUCUUCACUCACACAUCAUGUUCAUGCUUUCUCUCACUCUCAACUGCUGGAGUUGUUGCGGUAGCACAAGUAGAGCUCACACCACAUAUUCUCCUUCUAUCUUCACCACUCUAGCUCACAGAAGUAGAUAUGGCACAUGUUGCUUUGCCAAGAAAUCUUUGAAGAAAUCCAAAAGAGAAGGACCACCAGAGUCAUAUGGUGGUGACAUUUCAGAUGAGAAAUUUGUUCAAAAUGAUAAUUUGGACACUUCUCUUAUACCACCUGCUCAGAAUGCUAACCCUUUUCCUUCCAGAAAUGCUGUGCUUCAGGCUUGCAUAAUAACUUCUGGUCUUAUAGCUGCGUUUGGGACAGUCAUUCGCCAGGUGUCUCAUAUUGCGUCAAUAGAAGGAUUGCCGGUCUUGGAUUGCUCUACAGAAGUAUCAUUUGGUUUUGAAAUGUGGCAUCUUGAGUUGAUUACAGGACUUGUAGUAUUAAUAUCAUCGAGCCGCUAUUUGCUACUGAAGACUUGGCCAGAUUUUGCCGAGUCCAGUGAGGCAGCCAAUAGACAGGUCCUUAGCUCACUCCAACCUUUGGAUUAUAUUGUCGUUGCAUUUUUGCCUGGAAUUAGCGAGGAACUACUUUUUCGUGGUGCAGUUCUGCCACUUUUAGGAAUGAACUGGCAGAGUAUUGGGGUAGCAGCUUUCAUCUUUGGUGUUUUGCAUAUAGGCAACGGUCGAAAGUAUUCCUUCGCCAUUUGGGCAACCUUUGUUGGUCUUGCUUAUGGAUAUGCUACAGUUUUAUCUUCUAGCCUCGCAGUUCCCAUCGCUUCUCAUGCAGUGAACAACCUGAUUGGAGGGCUUUUAUGGAAAUACACAUCAAAGCAGAAAUGAAACGAGUAAAUCUAUAACUCCUGGUAAAAAAAAAUCUCAAUAGAUAAAUCUCAACCUCCUAUUUCUCCUCAACCGUCCCCCGUCACUGUCUAGAUUUGGUGUUAUGUAUACAAGAAUUAUGGUGCAGAGACUCAGAUCAUACAGAGGCCAAUCCAAGAGAUCUGUUUGCAAAUGCAGCAACUAUUAUUUUUUUGUUUGUAUAAACUGGGAAUCUUCUGCGUGCAACUACGGCAACUAUCGAUAGCACAUUAUUUCUCCAUUUUUUAAGAAAAAAUAAAUUUGAUUCUGUAUAGGUUUCUGCUGUAAUUACGUCGAAACCCUUGUCGUUUGAUUCAUUCCAUAAAUUGAUAACUAAAAUUUGUAACAAAAAAAACUACUAUAUCAGUUGGCUUGGUUAAUGAUGUUAAUUAUAUUACCAUAUUUGGAAAA